Ochotona princeps (American pika) is the source of this 824-nucleotide messenger RNA. It is a transcript of the gene CEP20, whose product is annotated as centrosomal protein 20. The record is from RefSeq and is a predicted model, not a curated record. Gene Ontology annotation, cellular component: motile cilium; centrosome; ciliary basal body. Bases 100 to 732 code for a protein of 210 amino acids. Gene Ontology annotation, biological process: cilium assembly; microtubule anchoring. Gene Ontology annotation, molecular function: protein binding. Lineage: Eukaryota; Metazoa; Chordata; Mammalia; Lagomorpha; Ochotonidae. The transcript has 4 exons.
GACAAAGCCGUGAGCCUAUUGGCUCCAGGCCACGCUUCAGCAGAAAGGGGCUGGGCGCGCCUGCGCACUGUCAAGGCGCGUCCCCGCGGCCGUUGGAAAAUGGCGACUGUCACUGAACUGAAGGCUGUGUUAAAGGACACUUUGGAAAAAAAGGGAGUAUUGGGACAUUUAAAAGCCAGAAUCCGAGCUGAAGUGUUCAAUGCCCUGGGCGAUGACAGUGAGCCCCGGCCAUCGUUGUCUCACGAAAACCUUCUUAUUAACGAGUUAAUUCGGGAGUAUUUGGAGUUCAACAAGUAUAAGUACACCGCGUCUGUUCUCAUGGCAGAAUCUGGCCAACCUGUAGUUCCAUUGGACAGACAAUUUCUCAUCCGUGAACUAAAUGCAUUUGAAGAAUCGAAGGAUAACACAAUACCUCUUCUGUAUGGAAUCUUAGCUCACUUCUUGCACGGAGCUAAGGACGGCGUCCAAAAUGUGUUUCUGAAGGAGCCUGCGCCUCAGCCCCCGGACCUUAGCCGACCACCUCGUGGAAGGAGGCAGAUAGGUAUGCAGCUCGUGGCAAGUUUGCUGUUUGACUAUAUGUUUCUUUCUGUGAAGGAGUUUCUCCUGAGCUAUGGAGUCAUUGUUUAUUUCCACUUGUGUCUAAGCCAGUGUUACUUAACCUCCAAAAAUAAAAAAAGCUUCAUGGAAAGGAAGGGGAAGGGAGACAAGAAUAACUGGGGGCCAGAUCCUUAGAUGGAGUUUCUGUACAAAAAUGUUUUUAAAAACCCCGAUGUUCCCAUAUAUUUAUGAUCUUUGGAGCAGCUUAGAUCCUUAAAAAUACAGAA